AUGACUUCCCAAAUUAAGAGAAGGAAUGAGUCGCAAGCACCAUCUCUGAUUAUGUCACUUCCAGAGGACGUCAUCUUUGACAUCUUAGCUCGUGUUCCAAGGUUCGAGUAUUCAACACUCUACCUCGUUUCCAAGCAGUUCGGGUCACUUGUUGCUUCACCUGAGAAUCUGAGAUAUACUUUGCAUAUUCUCCUCGGGAAAGCCAACGGCAAACGUCGCUUGGUCCUUAUCCGUUCGGUUCCCGCUAUGAAUCCUGAAGCAAGAUUUCUCGCAGUAGGCUCGAGCAUUUACGUGUUUGGUGGUGGGAGAAAAGAUAAGACAAGAGAUAGCGUGUUAAGAAUUGACUGUAGAUUUCACACUGUGGAACACCUCCCCAGAAUGCCUGUGCGCAUGGCUCAUAUAAUUGCUGACGUCAUCGAUGGGAGAAUCUACGUAAUAGGAAAGGACUACGAGGACUGGAAGCGGAUGAAGAAGAAGGUGAUGGUGCUGUUCAAUAUAGAAGCACAAAUGUGGGAGCCUGCGAUGAUAAUAACAGACAUAGAUCUACAAGAAGACUGGUGUAAUUGUGUCGUGAUGGCUGAUAAGAUGUACACGCAGGAUUAUCGUAAAAGCUUUGUUUACAAGCCAAAGGAGGGUAAAUGGGAAACGGAAGAGAUGCUGAGUACUAAGGUGUGGGGAGUAAUGCGUGUGUCAUCGAUGAUGUGCUGGGGUGUCGUUAAAGGUUUGGAAGAAUUGUUGCCUGAGAGUAGUAGUUCAGAUUGGAUAAGCACUGCGAGCUACGGUGGGAAACUGGAUUUGUGUUUUUCUAAAGGAAUAUGA
Brassica oleracea var. oleracea is the source of this 819-nucleotide messenger RNA. RefSeq names its product F-box/kelch-repeat protein At4g38940-like. The record is from RefSeq and is a predicted model, not a curated record. Bases 1 to 819 code for a protein of 272 amino acids. Gene Ontology annotation, molecular function: protein binding. The transcript has 3 exons. Lineage: Eukaryota; Viridiplantae; Streptophyta; Magnoliopsida; Brassicales; Brassicaceae.